AUGGCUGCACAGGGUCUUCCGCAUUCUUCAGCCAACUUGAUGGAGAUGACUAUUCAAACUAACGGAUUUGUAGGGUUGGACAAAGUCGCCAACAGCACCCAUCCAGGUUACCCUAUGCGUGGCGCGGAGGCUUGCGGCACGGAAAACAAUUCAUCAGCUGCAUGGGUUAAGGUCAAAAAAACCGGGGUGAUCACCUUCUACAAUUUUCAAGGAGACAGCUCGACAUGUACGUUGGACAAUGGACUCAAGCAUGGCAGCCGCUGCACCCCUCGGGCUUGA
Molecule: messenger RNA, 279 nt
Organism: Penicillium brevicompactum
Lineage: Eukaryota; Fungi; Ascomycota; Eurotiomycetes; Eurotiales; Aspergillaceae
Exons: 2
Coding region: 1-279 (92 amino acids)
Source: RefSeq, a predicted model, not a curated record